Salmo salar (Atlantic salmon) is the source of this 913-nucleotide messenger RNA. The record is from RefSeq and is a predicted model, not a curated record. NCBI's taxonomy places the organism in Eukaryota, Metazoa, Chordata, Actinopteri, Salmoniformes, Salmonidae.
AGAUCGAAAAUGCGGAUGUCUUUGCUAAGAGAAAUGGUCGGAUCGAGAGAGCUACGCGUUGAGUGGAAGGAGAAAGCAAGUGAGAUGGAGGCGGGGGAAGUUCCCAUCUCUGCGGGGACUGGAGCGCCUGUGCCCUGGACCGGCGGCGCAGUGCUGGCUAACAUUCAACCCAACCCUUGUUCCACAACGAGCUCUACUCACGCUGAGACAGUCUUCAUGACCCAUCCUCGCCACACGGCUACAAAACCUGGUUUACACCGUGUUCAACAACAGCUGAAAGAAAAGUCGGGGUGGAUAGAACCGUUUCACGGUUAAAGAAAGUACAGAUGAAUGGAGAAAUGGAUGCGUCCACUAAAGACCAAGGUGAGAUCAUAGUCAAUCAACGUGAGAUCAUAGUAGUCAAUCAAGUGUGGACGCAGGACGACCUUCUGAAUCUGCUAGAGGCCAUGAAAGUCAAUCUUCCCCAGAAGGACCUGGCCAAGUACAAGACAUCGGAAUCCCAUCUGGACUGGGAGAAGGUGGCCUUCAACUCAUUCACAGGAGAGAUGUGCAAACAGAAGUGGAACGAGGUCUCCAAAGUGAUCCGUAAAUUUCGCACAUUAACAGAGCUGAUUUUCGAUGCCCAAGACUUCAUCAAGAACCCGUAUAAGGGCAAGAAGCUGAAGAAGCAUCCAGAUUUCCCUAAAAAGCCCCUGACGCCAUAUUUCCGCUUCUUCAUUGAGAAGAGGGCCAAGUAUGCCAAGCUGCACCCUGAGAUGAGCAACCUAGACCUCACCAAGAUCCUCUCCAUGAAGUACAGAGGGCUGCCCGACAAAAAGAAGGUCAGAAGCAGGGAGAGAGUGGGAAGGAAGAGAUGCAAUUAAAGGGAGGGAUAUAGUGACGUUUGGGAUGGGGGGUAAAUAUGUCCUCCCUG